AUGGACUUAGCUGCUGCUGCUUCCUACGAUGAAAAGCCAACUUCGAGUCAAGUUCUUCCCCCCUAUCCUUAUAUGCCUACAACUCUUCAGGCUAGCCGUGACAAGUUGAAGCUUUACUCUCCUUCAAACUCACCUCCGAGCUCUCCCCCAUCAAUUGGAAUAUCAGAGCUCGGGAGUAUGGCCUCAGAGGAUGAGGACGAUAACUUCCCUGUGACACCUAAUUCUAAGCGGUCCCAGGCCAGUGGCAAAAAAAUACAUUCGUGUAAUCAGUACUCGGAAGGUAUGAGCACCAAGGAUCAGGAGGCGUUAUUAACACAUGUAAAGAAUAUGAGCAAGCACUCAUUCCACUGCGCCAUUCACUACAAAGAAGCGGUUCGUGAGACCUUGCGCAUGGAGUACUUAUACAGAGGCUGGCUGCUUGAGACGUCAAGAAGGUUGAACGUCUUUGACAAGUCCUUACAUCAUGAAAUGGAUUUGGAACUUGGGAAGGCAGAGCAAGAAUUGCAGUGGCUAGUGCAUGUGCUUGUUGGCCAGACGGAACCGCUACGUGCAGCGGCUACUCAUCAAGAUCCUGGUGUCCACCUUGAAUAUCUUACUGCAGCUCGAGAUGGCACCAGGAGAGCUCUCGAUCAUGCUGAUGCUGAGAUUGCUGUAUUAAAACAAUUUCCCAUCGGCGAUAGUGACGAUAAAUCGGAAGCCAUCCGAGUUACGGCUGUGCCAAGAACAUGCCACAAUGCGGAACUGAUUAUGAUUACUCUGAAGACAUUCGAUCAUUCCUCUCACCAGUUCCAGGAUUUGAUGGACAAGUUGGUGGCGGUCAUGGUCAUCGUCCACCUGAUUCCUCCUUUGCCAGGUCUGGUCCUGAUAAUGACGGGGCCGGGCCAACAGACACUCAGACCCGGCUCAACCUCCUCAGCAUACAGCAUCAUUAUCAACAAACGCAACAUCAGUCUCCAGGUCGUCGUCGUGACAGUGAUCCCACAGGUGACCUUCACCUAUGAUCAAGGCGAUCACAAUGAUCGUCCACCAGUCCUACCCCAUUUUGAACGUUGCGGUUCCGUCAUGCAAAUGCAAACACUCCAGCCGCCUCAGCCAACCUUUAGUGGUUAUUAUCAAGGCAGUCUAACUCAAGCUGUGCCUCCAGCACCAGCACCAGCGGCACCAUCUGAUCAUUCCCGUUCUGUGACGCCGACUGUGUACACGCCUCAGUCAACCCUAGUAAUAGCCCUCGGUGGUCAUCAGGGUGAUCCGAGUCAUCGUGACAAUGUUCAUCUGCCUCCACCAGUCACGAUACCAUCCCAUCAUCGACAUUCCGUAACACAGAUGCAUACUCCCCAAACGACCUUCGACGAUUAUCAAGGCAAUGCGCCUCAAAAUCUACCAAUCCCAUCUGAUCAUUCACGUUCGAUGUGCACACCUCAGUCAACCCUCGGCAAUUAUCAAGGAAAUGCGGCACUUGUACCAAUCAUCCCACCUGAUCUGAGUCGUUCUCAUUCACUUUACACCCCAUUUGGUCCUUAUCCAGGUGCCAUGCAAACACUGAUUCCAAGCAAUUGGCUUCCAUCACUCCCACCCAAUCCACAUUCGGGUGUUGCCAGUGCGGCGCAGAUGAAUGCACCCCCGCCAACCCUCAACGAUUACGAUGGCAGUUUGCUUUCAUCGGUCAUGGUCCCAUCUCAGGAUCUCCGUCCGAGUGAUCUGGCACUCAGACUACAGCCGCCGCCAGCUUUUGCUGAUUAUCGGCGCAGUUUUGCUGCUCCAGUCAUGUCUAUGGACGGUAUUUCCUCACUACCAUCAGUAGCACCAGAUGAUGUGCAACCCCUCACGAUCCUCACACCCCCCAUCUACCUGAGUAGCCAAACAUCUGAAAAACGCAAGGGUGACUGGCGAUUCAUCGAACAUUCUGGUCCGCGACGAAAAAUGUUCAAAACCCCCUCACUAGAGCCCUCUGACCCGGUCACCACUGAGUCUAUGCCGCAUAUCCAUUUUCCCCCUCUCGAAUAUCAAGAAAACCUCUCACCACAUGAAGGUUUUGUUCUGGCUGCAAGGGAGCAGCUUAUUUGGGACGCGGUUAACGACUGUGCAAUGAUAAGACGUUCAGAAAGGGAGAGCUUGGCACAGGUUGCGCUAGCAAAUGCAGUCAAUGAUUGCUUAGAGAAGACUUAUAAUAUUCGACCCGACUCAGCCGAGUCAGUGAAAAAAACAGUCAAAGAUUUUGGUCAACGUUGGGCGGCAAAAAAUGCCGGAUCAUUGUACAUGAAGCUCUCCGCACCACCCAAGCUCAUAAUGGCGGCUUGCAAGGAGAUGGCAUUCAUCGUCAUUGAUCGAGCCUACGAUCUACGUCCCUCGCUUUGGUCAAAUACAGCAGAAUCAAAGUUGAAGCAAGUCAAGAUCAAAGACCUCAUCGGCGACGUAAUGUGGCCUCUCAAAUUUAUUUUCAAGAAGGACGAAAUUACUGACCAAUGGAUGGCGUUUGAACACAAUGCGAUUCUAGACGUGGUUAUCAGCGUAGUGAGGAAACUCAAUUACUGGGACUACAUCUAUGAUCUGGACAACCUCUAUUGCACGGCUGCAGCUGCAAUUUACUGCGUUUUGACGCAGUUUUCUUCCGGAUGGUUUAACCGUGCAGUCGACUUCAUGGCAGAAAGUUUCAAGUUUAUGUAUGAUUUAUUGAUGGGACACAUCAUCAACGUCAUCAAGAAGGAUGAAAGCUUGGCAAAGCGAUGGGUGGAUGUGAAGGCUUAUACCACUACCAGAUUAUCUGAUUUGUGUCCGAGACGUGACUCAAAUACUUCAAGUUAG
Molecule: messenger RNA, 2802 nt
Organism: Suillus fuscotomentosus
Lineage: Eukaryota; Fungi; Basidiomycota; Agaricomycetes; Boletales; Suillaceae
Exons: 8
Coding region: 1-2802 (933 amino acids)
Source: RefSeq, a predicted model, not a curated record